UUUGAACUGUCAAAAAUAGUCGUCUGAUUUCCCGCAACUUUCCACUCACGCGUGCUAAAUCGUCUAAACAAUUGAAAGUGUUCCGGUCGCGUUCUGCUUUUUUUCGAUAUCAGAGUAUUUUUUGUCCAGUAUGAAGUUUGUACAUAAUAUUUUGAGCAGAAAUUUUCGUAAUUCACUACUAGAAGUAUCAUCAAAAAUUAUCGUCCUUCCAAAUGCCUCAUACAUCAGGUCCGCAAUAGAGCUCUCGGAGGUUGGAAAAUUAGAAACACCUAAAUUGCAAGGGAAAUAUGAAACGGGACAACUCAUUUUUCAUCGAGUAUUCGGGUACCGUGGUGUAGUUUUGUUUCCUUGGCUCGCACGAGUUUACGACAGGGAUGUGCCUAGCAAGAAAGAAGGAUCUGAUGAUGGAAAGUUUACCAGUGUGAGCAAAGAAGUUAAAGGGAGAAUGCAUACUUUCUAUCAAGUCCUAAUCGACCAGAGGGAUUGUCCUUACAUCAGAGCACAAACAGAGGCCGUCACAUUUUUGGGAAAUCACGAAAGUAGUCGUAGUCUGUACGCAAUUCCUGGGUUGGACUAUGUUGCACAUGAAGAUAUAUUGCCAUACUCUACAAACGAGAAAGCAGCAUUGCAGCACGAGUUGUUUGACAAAUUUUUAGUCUACCACCAAGAUAGAGACCCACCAUUUAUAGCACAGGAAACACUAAGGGCAUGGCAGAAGAAGAAUCAUCCCUGGUUAGAGUUAUCCGACGUUCACAAAGAGACCACAGAAAAUAUCAGAGUCACAGUAAUACCCUUUUAUAUGGGAUGCAGAGAGAGCCAAACAACCGCUGUAUAUUGGUGGCGAUAUUGUAUUCGCUUGGAAAAUUUGGGGGACAUGAGCGUGCAACUUCGAGAACGACAUUGGAGAAUAUUCAGUUUGUCAGGAACUCUAGAAACUGUGAGAGGGAGAGGAGUUGUGGGUCAAGAACCGGUCUUGUCAAAAACCUUACCAGCUUUCCAGUACAGCAGUCAUGUUAGUUUGCAGGCUCCCAGUGGCCACAUGUGGGGUACGUUUAGAAUGGAACGGGAAGACGGUUACGCGUUUGAUUGCCGAAUACCUCCGUUCUCUUUAGAAUCUAAGAGUGAAGAACCACCAACUCCGAAUGCUGACUUGUAAGCAACAACGGUUACCCAUACUAGGUAUAUGACUAUAAAAAAAAAAUCGAACUCGAAAAUAAAUGUUGAUGUUUGCUGCUUAGAGCAUGACAAAUUCCGCAUAAUGGCUCCCAUAUUGGGUAGUUAAUUGAAGUUCUGUGAAUCACACCCCCCUGUGAAUAUUAUUUGUAUAUAUUAUUGUAUUUAAGAGAUGAAAAAUGAAUCAAUAUUCUUUAUUCUUAACCAGUGAUUGAAGAUUGAGAAAAAACUAACACGAAGCUCAUAACUCAAAUCAUACAUCACAAAAUUUUGUCCACAAUACCCACCAAUACGACACACUGUCUAACAAUUCAGUAUGAAUACAACAAUAUUCGUAAACCCUAAAUUUUUUAAAUCUCAUUUUUAGUGGCAUAACAAUUGUAACAUGUCAUCAGUACUGGUAUCUCAAUAAAAUUAAUAAGACUUGA
This is a messenger RNA of Neodiprion virginianus, 1601 nucleotides long. RefSeq names its product polymerase delta-interacting protein 2 (gene POLDIP2). The record is from RefSeq and is a predicted model, not a curated record. Lineage: Eukaryota; Metazoa; Arthropoda; Insecta; Hymenoptera; Diprionidae. The transcript is spliced from 6 exons. Bases 131 to 1156 code for a protein of 341 amino acids. Gene Ontology annotation, molecular function: DNA binding. Gene Ontology annotation, biological process: error-free translesion synthesis. Gene Ontology annotation, cellular component: nucleus; mitochondrial nucleoid.